AUGGACCACAGCCACAUGGAUCAUGGUGGUAUGGACCAUGGUGGUAUGGGUCACGGUGACAUGGAUAUGGGCGGCCAGUGCUCCAUGAAUAUGAUAUUUACGUGGGAUUCCAACAACCUGUGUAUCAUCUUCAAACAGUGGCGCAUCACCAGCACUAUGUCCCUGCUCAUGUCCCUCCUUGCGAUUGUGGUCCUAACUGCCGGUUACGAAUGCUUGAGAUCAGCUAGCAGGAGAUAUGAACAAUCGUAUGAUGCUCGUAUGUCUGCUUUCAGCAGCUCUGGAACCAGUAAGUACUCGAAUCUGGCCAGCUCACCCAUCACUGAGAUUGUGAAGGCGAGGCAAAUCGAGAAGCUGCAGCGGGCUCAUGGUUGA
Lithohypha guttulata is the source of this 372-nucleotide messenger RNA. It is a transcript of the gene CTR2, whose product is annotated as copper transpport protein. Gene Ontology annotation, cellular component: membrane. The record is from RefSeq and is a predicted model, not a curated record. The coding region runs from base 1 to 372 and encodes 123 amino acids. Gene Ontology annotation, biological process: copper ion transmembrane transport. Gene Ontology annotation, molecular function: copper ion transmembrane transporter activity. Lineage: Eukaryota; Fungi; Ascomycota; Eurotiomycetes; Chaetothyriales; Trichomeriaceae. The transcript is spliced from 2 exons.